AUGACGGGUCUCGUUCAAUACGACAGUAGCGACGAGGAUGAGGGGGUCCAAACACCGGUUGAUGUGGUAAGAAUAUGCGGUCAUGCCACUAUCACCACCCGUACCACCCUCGCUAACCGUCUCACAGAGCCAGAACCUACCGCCACCAGCUCAUCCACCCCAACACACCCUCCACCACCAGCCCCAGCCCCAGUGCCAACCCCAGCCCUCGGCCCAGUACUAGGCCCAACCCUCGGCCCCUCCCGCCCUCCACCCCCAAAAACAACAACAAACGCCUCCGACCAAAAACCCCAAGCAGAGCAAGAAGAAGCCGCCGAAGAAAUCGACCUCGCCUUCCUCUCCGCCCCGGACAACACCAACCCCUCCCAACGCUCCCCCUCCCCUUACACCCGCACCCGCACCCUCCUGCACAACCUGACUCUCCCCGCCGUCCCCAACAUGGACAUCCCCGCCUCGCCACCGGGCUCGCCGCCCCCGGGCCUCGACGCGCUCACGGCCAAGUUCGACACCUUCCUGCGCCUCAAGCGCACGCGCGGCGUGCACUUUAAUGAGAGGCUCGCGCGGUCGGCGGGCAUGGCGAAUCCGGCGGUGGUGGAGCGUUUGUUGGGGUUUGUGGGGGUGGGGACGGAGUUUGGUGGUGAGGGGGGAGAGGAUGGUGAUGUUGAGAUGGGUGGUGGUGGUGGUGGUGGUGAGGGGGAGGGGUUGGUGGGCGGGGCGUGGAGCAGUACGCGACGGUGCUGA
Molecule: messenger RNA, 741 nt
Organism: Chaetomium globosum CBS 148.51
Lineage: Eukaryota; Fungi; Ascomycota; Sordariomycetes; Sordariales; Chaetomiaceae
Exons: 2
Coding region: 1-741 (246 amino acids)
Biological process (GO): regulation of DNA-templated transcription
Cellular component (GO): nucleus
Source: RefSeq, a predicted model, not a curated record